Knipowitschia caucasica is the source of this 1497-nucleotide messenger RNA. NCBI's taxonomy places the organism in Eukaryota, Metazoa, Chordata, Actinopteri, Gobiiformes, Gobiidae. The record is from the annotation of a GenBank genome assembly.
AUGCUCCGCGCGUUGCUUCCUGUUAUUGUCUCCGCCGGUGUCCGGGUCCCGAUCUGCAGGCGUGAUGGAUGUGGAGGCGGAGCUCACUGUAUCGGAGGCGGAGCUUACAACUUCAUCACGGUGGAGCUGGACACUCAGCCGGUGGAGUACGUGGUGAAGUGGGCCGAGGCGGGCUCCAAGUUCACCAUCGCCUGCCUGAAGGCGGAGCCAGAGCUCAGCGACUCCCACAAGAGGGACGACGGACAAUCAGAGCUCCCUGAAGGGCUGCGCGUUGACCAGUCAGAGGUCGACUCGUUCUUGGCUCCGUAUGAGGAGGUGUACGUGGACCCCUGUGACCCUUGCGACCCCUGUGACCCCUCAGAGGUCACUCACAGUGUGGAGGUCAGGACCGACUGGGACUCGGGCUCCGAGGACGACAGCCAGAUCGGGGAGGUAGUCCUGGAGAACGUCCAGCCAGACUCUGACCAGGACCUGGACCUGGACUUGGACCAGGACCCGGAUCAGGAUCAGGACCAGGACUGGGAGGAGCGUCAGCACCGGUGUGCAUACUGUGGGAAGGUGUACAGCCACGCCUCGAGUCUGUACCGCCACCAGCAGAGCCACACGGGCCAGAGCCGAGCCAAGAGGGCCCUGCCAGAGUCCCGCAGCCACACCUGCCCUCACUGCGGCCUCAGCUUCAAGGGCAGCAGGAUGCUGGGCAGUCACCUCCGUCUCCACGGGAAGCGGCGCAUUCAUCCGUGUAACAUCUGCGGGAAAGAGUUCAACCACAGCUCCAGUCUGUCGCGUCACCGGCUCAUCCAUAAGAAGAACAAAAUGGCCGCCAUGUCCCCUGCCCACUCCAAGAUGGCUGCCAUGUCCCCUGCCCACUCCAAGAUGGCCCCCAUGUCCCCUGCCCACUCCAACAUGGCCGCUCUGCAUCCUGUGAAGAAGAGGCGUGGCAAACGUGCUCCUGCCCCCGCUGUAGCUCCGCCCCUCCAGAAACUCUACGCUUGUCCCCAAUGUGACAUGAGCUUCAAGACGUCCACGCAACUCAACAAGCACCAGGUGACUCAUGUGAAGGCACUCCUGGGGCCCCUAGGAGCCGAGUCUCAAUCCGACCUAAAGAUCCGGCUGAAGCUGUGUUCUGGCGACAAACCAAACGUUUACGCUCUGUGUGAGAAGAGGAGGCGUGGCCUGCUGACCUCUGACCCCUCUGAUCCCUCUGACCCCUCCUCCUCCUCAGAGGAUGAGCCAGCUCCACGGGGCCGGCGUCAUGGCUGCUCGCAAUGUGGUAAGCGCUUUGGCCACGCCUCCGGCCUUACGCGGCACCUGCAGACACACAUGAAGCUAAGCCCCGCCCACCGCCGCUCUGGCAAGACCUACAGCUGCGGCACCUGCGGGAAAACCUUCCUCCACUCAUCCUCCUUCUCCCGCCACAAGAGGGCGCACCGCGAGAGGGAAGAGAGAGAGGGGGGAGGGGGGGAGGAGGGAGCACCUAUUGAGUCAGAGUCUGAGUAA